GCGUUUCAUUAGAGUUUGAGCCGCGAAGCCGUUAACAUCGUUUGGUCGCAUUGCAAGUAACUGCCGACAGGUGUCGCCGCCGCGUGUGUGUGAAAAUUAACGCCCGAAAAACAAAUUUGAAUUCCCAAAUAAAAGAAAUAAUUGCGUUAACGGUGCAAAUAAAAUUAUAAGUUCAACGCAAAUUUCGAAUGUGGUUUGUGGUCUAGUCAACUGUGUGCGGUGUGCUACUAAAAAUAGAAAUUAAAUAUUUUGAACAAUAAUUGAAGUGUAAGAUGCCCAUCAAAGACGUUUUACAACGGUGUCAACCGAUGCCACUCUAUGUGGUAUUGGUAUUAUCCGUGUGCUAUUUAAUCAUCCAGCUGGUCUUCAGCCAUUUGACGCAUGCUCUCACUCUCCUAAUGGCUUCCUAUCACAUGUUGUGCAACAUUUUGGCACUCUCCGGUUGCAUAUUAACAAUUAAGGCAAUUUCACUGCCAGCGGCGCCCAUACAAAACAACAGUGUGUCUGAGGACAAGAUCACCGUGGUGCUCACAGUAAGCGAAGCGGAGGAACAGCAGAAGCUGGCGAAGCGCGAGUCCCGGGAGCAGAAGCUACGCAAUACCUUUGGCUGGGCACGCAUCGAUAUUCUAACCAUGCUGAUUGUGUUCAUCAUCUUGGCCUCGCUGUCCUUUUCGCUUGUUGUUGAGGCACUGCAGACGCUUGUCCACAUCGAUCAUCAAGAUACCAUGCACUUGCCCAUACCCGUGAUGAUGUUGGGCUUUGUUGGUCUCAUUCUCAAUGGCCUGACUUAUUUGCUGAUCGGUGGCUAUACGUUGCAUCAGGGCAGUUUUCUGCACCUGACACCUGGUGGCAAUGUUGUGCUGGAGCGUUCCAUGUCCAGCCAUUCGGAUUUGGCUCUGAAGGCCACAGAUCGUUCAUUGAGCAAAUCUCGCAAUGAUCGUCAGCUGCGCCAGGAACUUGAAGCCGAGGGCGGCAACGUUUAUUUUGCCACUCGGAGGCAAGGCGCUGUCGAGAUGCUGCGCGAUGUGUCCAGCACAUUGUUUGUAAUUGUGUGUGCGGCCAUUGUUUAUGUGGCCGAGGAUGAGGAACAUACGGCAAAGUUUAUAGAUCCAGUUUUGUCUAUAUUCUCAUGUGUGUUGCUGGUGACCUUGAGCUAUCCUUACAUGAAAGAAUCCUGCCUCAUUCUGCUGCAAACGAUACCCGGCUCCAUUGAUUUGGAAAUCUUUGAACGCACUCUGGUUAGCAAAUUCCCGGAAAUCAUUAGCUAUCACGAUCUACACAUCUGGCAGCUGGCAGCGCAUAGCUAUGUGGCCACCAUACACAUUCAGUUCCAGAACCCCAAGCUCUACCUGAAGAUUAUUGAGCAGGUGCGAGGCUAUUUCCACGAACAGGGCAUCACAGAAGUCACCAUACAACCAGAGUUCUAUCCGGCAACGAAUAAAAAUGCAUCCGCUUCGCUGGAGUGUCUGAUGCAGUGCCAAGCAGCUGAAUGCGCCGAGAAGGUUUGCUGUCGCGACUCUCGCUCCGAUUUGCGUGAGGUCAGCGAUAGUCCGAUGCCAACGCAGUCAAAGACCAAAUUCUGCGCUGAGCUGAGCGCAAUUGUUGUGGAGAAACCCAAAGAAUUAAGUGUAUCACAGUUGCUAAAGAAAACGCAGAAUGAUCCCAUCAAGGAAGAGUCCUCAUCGCUGCCUGUGUCGCCGUCCAGCGUCUCGCUGCCCGCCUCAGCGAUUCCUGCAACAACAACUGAGGACAAAAGCUGUUGAAUUGUCCACAGCUUUAAAGUCAUCUCCAGCCAGCUUAGUAUUAAGGCAGCGAUUCUACGAUUUUAGCUAGAACAUAAGUUAUACUUUAACACAACUAAUUACUGCAUUUAUGCUAUGCAAUGCUGAAUUUAUAUUUGCAACUUAAAAAGCAUCAAAAUUGCUUUGUUAUAGCAUCAUUGCAGUAUUUUGCCAUACAAAUUGGGAGCUAACAUUUUUUGAAUGAGACGCUUAACUAGUUUUUAAUGCGUGUUUAUUUUUUAAGAUAUGUAUGUCCAUAAAAUAAGUAAAACACAAAUAAAUGUUACAUUUAAGUUCAA
Messenger RNA from Drosophila nasuta, 2080 nucleotides. It is a transcript of the gene ZnT77C, whose product is annotated as Zinc transporter 77C. Gene Ontology annotation, molecular function: zinc ion transmembrane transporter activity. Gene Ontology annotation, biological process: detoxification of zinc ion; zinc ion transmembrane transport; intracellular zinc ion homeostasis. Lineage: Eukaryota; Metazoa; Arthropoda; Insecta; Diptera; Drosophilidae. The record is from RefSeq and is a predicted model, not a curated record. Gene Ontology annotation, cellular component: membrane.